CACAUGCCUGGAUUUGGUAAUUACGCCUGAAAUGAUCGCAAGUUACAAUUCGCCAAACUCAGUAACGUCAUCAUUAAGUAUCAUUAAAAAGAUGCUCUGUAUGCGUCAUCAUUCCAUAAUUGGAAACUAAGAUCAAAUACGAUUGAUACUCAUAGUUUUUAUAUGAACAAUGUAAGUAUUAUAAUGUUAUAUGUAUUUUGAGUGAGUCACGGAGUUUUGUUAUGUCAACUCCCACACAUUUCACAUUACGCAUGCUCCGGCGUUGCCGUGGAAUGCUCGUUCUUGGAACCAAACCUUGUGUCCGUGCUCUUUCUACUAAAUUCAGACCCAUGAAUUUGCUCUCUUUCUUAUGAAAAACGAGGAAUUCAUGAAUUUAGUCUACCAAUUAGUAAAAAACAAUUGAAUCGCCUAACUGUAUCACCUUAACAAGUCAUCACUUUUCGGACGUUGAACUUCCAACUUGUGUAUGUUAAUAUUGUAUGUACGUCUCUAUUUUUUAUACAGGCAAUCAUUGUGUUAACAAUACAUAAGUACGACAAAAGUGGAAUAUUGGAUUUAUUUAAAGAAUUCUGGAGCAUAAUGAACCUUUUUGGAAAUAACAUUUGCUUUUUGGCAAUUCACAAUGAUUUUUAAGAUCUAGUUGGUUUAACUAAUGAAAUGGUUAACAAAAUGAGAUUAAUAUUAGUGAUAUUUAUAUAUUUUAUAGUGGAGUGUUGUGGCGUCGGUGUAGAUUACUACCUCGGUAAUGGGGAAGCAGUAUCAGAAGAAAACAUAGAAAAUACGACUGAACCAAAGCCGGUUGAAAAUGUUCUUGAAGAGAGAACAAUGAGGCGAACUACUAUGAACACAUCGUUGAUGGGUCAGAUUAUCAAAAAUACCACUGAAACAGACUAUGAAAAAUAUGAUGAUUUAUCUGAAAUUGAAGAAAUGAUGAAAGAAAAAAGUUCAGAAGAUAAAACUGCAAUGCAACAAGAUUCAUUAAAUAGAUAUGAUUCCGCUAGGACAGGACUUGGUUAUGACAUAAAUGCUUUAAUGAGACAGACUGAUAAUCAAGUUUCAAAAAUAAAAUCUAUAAAUGAUAUCUUAAAAGAAUAUAGGUAUCGUGAUGACGAUCCAGAAACGGCAAAAAAGAUGCUUCGGGUCCACAAUACAACAGUCAGUAAAAAUAAAUCUCAAAAUGCUGAUUUUAAGAAUAUUGUCAUAAUUAGUAAUGCCACACAAGAAGACAGCGACGCAGACAAGGUUUCUGUUGACUUUUACAAUUUAAUGCCAGCUUCAGGUGUAAAUAUGGAGGAUGAUGACCCAUUUACAAAGUUCAAUUCUGUCAGCAACACUUGGUAUGUCCCAGAGAAUGCAAAAUGCUGGGAUCUACCAAUUUUAUAUGGUGAAUUAGGAUCUCCAACGUUCACUUCAGAUGUUUUUAUGUUGUAUCCAGGCAGUUUAAAGAACGUAAAAGAAACGGAAGAAGAGCCAAGUAAACCGACGAGGCAACUGUAUAUACCAGUGUUACAAUCUAUGAACAAAUGGUGUGCGGCGGGUCCUUGUUACGGCGAUCACACUUUGUGUCUGUUUUCGGAUAAGGAGAAUUCAAAGUUAUGCCCAGAUGCUUAUGUCGUCUCCACCCCCAGCAUGAUAGAGCAAAUAGGGCUUGUGAAUACUGUAAACUCAAUGCGCAAUCGGAUCGCUAAUGGAGAGACAGACAAAUAUAAUCAUUUACCUAAAGCAGCAGAUAUGAAUCAAUUAAUUUACGACUUUGACUUAGAGACAAUGGCUGAAGCGUGGCUGCGUCAGUGCUUGCCAGGUCCAGCAUCGUGUUCCGCUCUCGAGGGGGAUUACGUAGCGCAACUCGAAUGUACCAAAUAUGCAAAACAUUGUUGCAUUGAUUCUUUUAAAAGCGAGAAGGCCUCAAAAUGCAUACCAGAUUAUGAAUGUUACGUGGAUCCCAUUAUUGGUUGUAUUCACUUGUGGUUUUGGAAAGCUGGAAGCGCAUUAACUGCUACUGAUGUGGAGUGUGGUCAUAUAACACCAAAAUCAUUUUUUACUGUCCAGUUGCUCUGGGCAGCAACUAACAAAAUAGGUUGUGCAUACGGAAAAAAACCUAACGGGGACAUACGAGUUGUGUGCAACUUUGCUCCUGGCGCACCAUUUUACCUUGAAACUAACUAUUUCUGUGGUUUCAUCCUUUAUACAAGAGCCAUGGAACACCGUUCAAAUAUCACUAGUCCAGAAUUCCUUUCCGCGGUUGGUAUUGCCUUAAAACCAAUUACAAGACUUGGCGUGGCCGGCGUACAGUUUACUAGUCACCACGUUAAUUAUUCCUUAAGGUAUUCAGACAUAGACGUUCUUGGCAAGAUUUUUCAAAGAAAUUGGAUCCGACAAAACAUAAAUGCAAGCAGUAAUGGCACUUUGGGUAUGGUCGCCCGUUUAGUCACUAAAUACACUUUCGGAGAUAGUAGUGGCAUGAAGUGUGAUGCGAACGAAAAGAUGUAUGAGAGUGGUGAGCCCGGGUCCCGGUGCUCAGAGCGCGGGAGGCGCUUUCAUGCGCUAUGCUAUGAUUUCCGAGACCCCACGCCAGGCUACAGGCUAGUGGCAGUCGUAGCACCGGUAGCCUUGUUUUCUCUAAUACUAUACGAUUUAUUUAGCGGUGUAGUUCGUCAAACUAAUUAUUAAUAAGUUACGAGACUUCGCUACUUUAUAUCGUUUUCCUAAAUAAAUUACAGAGAGUUCAAUUAAAUGUUGUCUUGUUCAGUGUCAAUGGCGACUGAGUCAGGGUAUAGAAACAUCUUAUUAUUUUAAUAAAUUCAUGUCUCGUAGUAAAUAUACAUACUCCGCAUAAAUGAAAAUAUAACUGGUCCUUUACUAUGAGUCAUUUGCAGUGAAUUAGUCAAGAGAAAAUAAUAGGCGUUUGUCCUUUGAAUUCUUUUGUGCUUCAGAGGUAAUGUUGAAUUCUUGUAUUGUUUUCAAUUUAUAAUUAUUUACAUUUUCAUAUUUAUGAUUUCACUAAGCGAGAGUUAAACCAUGACUAGUGUUGUAUGCUAACUCUUUUCUGUCAUUAAUGAACAAUAAAGUGAGUGAAUAAAGUGAUGUGUACAUAUUAGUAUUUUUGAAUGCAUUUAUUAUUGAGAUUAAAGAUGAUGAAAAUCAACAUUGCUCACAAUGUUAGUAAUAAUCGUUUGUAUGGUUUAGCACUCCCACGCAGCUAUUGUCAAAAUGCAAAGUCAUCAGAGUUUGCGAAUGUUCAACGACCUCAACAUACCGUGUCGCUGCCUUCUUAUACACAUGUAUUGAACUUGUCAUAUUACGCAUUGUAAUUAAAUGUUUGCUUGAAUCAAUAUUUAUUAAGAUAAUGUGUUUGGAAAACUUUCGAUCCACAAACUUGCCAAAUCCACUCGAGCGUUCAAGUGUACAAAUGGAAUUAAUUGAUUACUUCCAUGAUAGCGUAAGCGAUACAUAAUCACAAACGUGCUAAUUGUAACAUCCGCAAAUGUUUUUUUAAAUUCCUUCAAUAGCCAAAGUAAAUCAGAUAUUAUUUGAAUUGACGUAUCAGCAAUGUCCGGUAUUAAUCCAAUAUCUUGGAUACUUUGGUUUCAUAAAAAAAGCGAGGUAGGACACCUGACUUGAUUUUAUGUUGUGGCCAAACCUGUGCUGUCAAUUUAACUAUGGCAUUUGAUUUGAUUACUAUGGACGUGAAGCCAAUUGAUACUCUAUUAAAACUGCUACAGUUUCCCAAACAUUUGA
Messenger RNA from Helicoverpa armigera (cotton bollworm), 3738 nucleotides. RefSeq lists its product as uncharacterized. The transcript has 2 exons. The record is from RefSeq and is a predicted model, not a curated record. Lineage: Eukaryota; Metazoa; Arthropoda; Insecta; Lepidoptera; Noctuidae. The coding region runs from base 658 to 2670 and encodes 670 amino acids.